Molecule: messenger RNA, 729 nt
Organism: Plasmodium fragile
Lineage: Eukaryota; Apicomplexa; Aconoidasida; Haemosporida; Plasmodiidae
Exons: 1
Coding region: 1-729 (242 amino acids)
Biological process (GO): proton transmembrane transport
Cellular component (GO): proton-transporting two-sector ATPase complex, catalytic domain
Molecular function (GO): proton-transporting ATPase activity, rotational mechanism
Source: RefSeq, a predicted model, not a curated record
AUGAACGCCCCACCCCCCACCCCCCCGCAGGACGACAACGAAGCGCAAAAGCAAAUCCAGCAAAUGGUAAAUUUCAUCCUCAACGAGGCCAAGGACAAGGCACACGAAAUCGAGGCCAAAGCAUUAGAAGAUUUCAACAUUGAAAAAUUACGCAUAGUGCAAAAAAUGAAAGAAAAAAUAAGAUUAGAAUUUCAGAAGAAAUCUAAACAGAUGGAAAUUAAAAGGUCGAUCAGUCGAUCGUCCGCCAUUAACAAAGCUCGUUUAAAAAAAAUGUGUGCAAAGGACCAAGUGUUUAAGGAAAUUUAUAAAAUAAGUAGCGAACGACUUGGGGAAUUGUAUAAGGAUAAAGACAAGUAUAGAAAUUUGAUCAUCGACCUCAUUGUUCAGUCCCUGUUCUACAUGCAGGAACCUCAUGUCAUUGUCCGCUGCAGAAAUGUGGAUAAGGCCAUUGUGGAAAACUGCCUCCAUGAUGCUAUACAAAAAUACAAUGAAAAAUUGAAAAAGCAAUUUAAUGUUACUAAGAGUGUUAAAAUUGAAAUUGACAAGACCGGAAAUUAUUUGCCUCCCCCUCCCUCCAGUGAUAAUGAAGGCAACUCAUGCCUCGGGGGAAUCAUCCUUACCACUCCUAAUAGGAAAAUUAACUGUGAUAAUACGCUGGACGUUCGUCUGAAAUUGGCUAUCGAGUAUUGCACGCCUGAAAUUAAACGCAUGUUUUUUGACACACUCUGA